Messenger RNA from Cephus cinctus (wheat stem sawfly), 3815 nucleotides. RefSeq lists its product as uncharacterized. Gene Ontology annotation, molecular function: transcription regulator activity. Gene Ontology annotation, cellular component: nucleus. The record is from RefSeq and is a predicted model, not a curated record. NCBI's taxonomy places the organism in Eukaryota, Metazoa, Arthropoda, Insecta, Hymenoptera, Cephidae.
GAAAUCAGUCGCGGUACGAAUCUCGCCGCGAGCACAUGUGGGACUGGAGGGUCGGUAUUAUUUCAGAGUAUAUAGAGACAUAUAUAUAUAUGUGUAUAUAUAUAUAUAUAUAUAUAUAUAGUCAUCAGCGUAAAUAAGCAGACGUCAAAUAUCGGUAUACAUUAAUAUAAACCUGCGCGUUGGACGAUCUGUCAUAUUAAAUAAAACACACUUGUUGUUUGCACUCUACGUCAUCGUGGAAUACGGAGCGGAGUCCGUGACGUCACGCACACACAAUCACACACGAUAUAUAUACAGUUAAUUACCAAGGGAGAAACUGCACGCCGAGGUACGCAAUCUGAGAGAAGUUUGUGAAAGAGAAAGAGGACGAAAAAUGCACGGCUAGUUAUCGACCGAGCAUCGACGACGGAUUCACCGUUGAACGUGUUACGUUUCUAUACGCAGGGAUUACACGCUGGAAAGUGUUUUGCUACUCUGCAGAAGCAUGCUAUCGGCUGUUUCGUAAAGGAAAGUCGGUCGUCAAUCAUUUGCAGAGAGUAAGAGGUAUACGGUAUCAAGAAGGUGAGAGAGAGACAAAGACAGAGUGACACUGUAAAAAAAAAAGAAAAGUAAGAGACAGGUGAGAAGAAAACAAAAAUUACAAAUCGUACCGUGCAUCGGGGUAUUAUCAAUUUCUACACCUCGGGUAAGUACUGAAAUCCGAAAUAUUUAUACGUUUAAUACGUAACCAAACCAGAGGGAGAUAAGUAAAGGCGACGAAGCGCUAGACGUGACGCACGUCAGUAGUAGACAGUGAAGUGGUGAAGUGGUUAGCAGAAGUAAUUUCGCAAGUGCUAAGAACGAACAGAAAGAGAAAUAGGGACUCGAGGAAGAAAGAGGAAACCAGAUAAGCUUAAGGAGAAAGACUGUCCCGGGAACGUGGUGAACAAAUCAAGGACGUGAACUAAGAUAAAGACUCUGGGGAUCCAUACGACCGAAGCAACUUCAGGAUGCUCGACUUCGAACAGCAGGCUAAUCAGGCGCAGGCUUUGGCCUCGCUCGAUGAGGACUGGCAUCUGCUGGAGGUGACGAGACUGACGACGUUUCCUCGAGACGCUAAAAUGAGACUGGAGGAGGACCUCGUGAUACGCAGGAGUCGACCCACGAUGAUAUCAGCCAAGUACAGAGCUCGCGAGGAACGUAGGAGACUGCUGAAGAUAUCAGCUGGUAAAUUGAGGCGCAUCGAGGAUCCUGAGGCCAGUCUUUGCAGAUCGGUGCUGAUUAACAAUGCCGUGAGAAGACUUCAACGUGAGAAUCGAGACGAGAAGACCAGGAACUACGGGCUAUCCCUGGUUCCGUUUCUGGACGAUUCUACCAAGGAGAACAACGUGGGAAGCAAUCUGAAUGUCACCACGAUCGAUGGCGAUACUUCCCAGAGAAAGAGGCUGGGCGAGGAGAUCAGAAGCGACAACCUGAGUCCCAAGAGACAGAGGCACGACGAUCUUGAUCUUCAGGACGACGUGUUCAGCGACUUUUACAUUCUACCGCCUACUCCAAGACUCCUGUCCCAUAUCGAUGACGUAUCAGAGACACCGCUUGCCCUGGGCUUCCCCGAGAGUAGACUCACCACCAACGAGAACCGCGCCACCUCUACGAGUAGUGGUCUCUUUGUGUCUGAACUGAACGAUGCCCAGCUCACUGUGAACUCCGUUUCUAGAGGGACGGAUAUGGGGUUGAUGGAGGUGACCGAUGUCGCCUGCGAGGCUGACAGAAUCUGCGAGUUUUCAAGGUUUGCGGAUCCUGCCAAGACCCUGGAGGAGAGGUACGAGGAUCUACACUUCGAUCUCUCGAAACUCGAGCGCAAUAACAACCAGAGCUGCGGACGGGCCUUCCACGACAUCAUGACCUUUCACAGCCUCGUACCUGGGUUAGAGACCUAGACCGAAAUACAAGCCGUGGAUACGUCCCAAGCGCGUGUCCAAGCCUUACGCGUUAAGCCGGGACGUUCCUACUGAAAGGAAAUAGGGAAUUAGAGUUGAAAAGAAUGAGAGAAAAAUGAUUAACAUUUUCUGCGCAUGUACAGGUGCAUGUACAGGUGCAUGUACGUCCCUGUAGGACGCCGUCGAUGCUCCAUGAGAUCUUAAAUUAAUCGCAGGGUGUGCGUAUAUUAAUCAACUGUGAUAUUUAGAUAUCCCGGAUUCUGGAUAACUAUUCUUACGUUGGACCGGGCUCUUUUCUUCUCUUCGGAUCGUCAUUGAUCCUCGAAAUUACGAGGGCAAUGAUGACUGCGCGCCUCGCAGAAAUCCGGACAGGAGUAAAGGGAAAUAUCGCGAAGAUCCAGAUCUCGCGAUGCGCGUAUCUUAAAACAUAUCGCGUAUCAAAUAUGGAGACUUUUAAUGCAGCUUCCACGGUAUCGUACAGCACCUUAAUAUAUAUGUAUACAGUAUACAUAUUGUUUGUACAUAGAGAUACUUUUUUAAAAACAUGUUAUCCGGAGGGGAUGGGACGAUUGAGAAAAUGCGUGUAACUGUUGACGAGUGAAUGACGCUGGCACCGAUGAUUCGGGUGAACAGAUCAGAGCAGCGGCAGGAACGAAAGGAUUGAAUUGUCAUAAUGCAUGGAAGAAGGAGAGAAUGGAGAUUUGAGAGCUAGUGAGAAUGACAUAGUAGAAUUGAGAUUGGGGAGUUGGGAUGGGGCGGUUCCAGAAACGUAUGCUUGUACAUAUUAGAGUAUAAAUAUAAGUCUUCGUAAAAGUGGAAUUAUUUCUAAGUAAUAAUAUUAUUAUUAUAACGUAACGACACAGGCCUUAGUUUAUUCUUUCGAUUUCGUUAUCCGUAAUAAUGUUCCAUUACUUUUUAACGUGUAGCUCUUAGUCAGACGGCAUCGCCGUGAUUUUAUUUUCCUCGUAUCUUAUUUACCAAGAUCGUACACGAUCGCCCCCUCCUCCCAUGAAUCACGCCAUCGCCGAACGGCCAAGCCAACUCGUUUACAACUUUUCGAAUUAUUACGUUCUUGUCUCCCGAAUGGCCGCUUAUGGAGAUUCCCUCUUUUUUUUUUUCCUUCUACAAGCGUGAUUGCGUCGUCGCCAUGAUACGUUCGUCGUGUGCUCGUAUGUAGUUCUCUUUUUUUAUUCUUUAGUCUAUUUAAAAAAAAGCGCAGCGCCUCUUUGACAAAUCUGAAGAUACGACGGAGCGUUGACGGUGGCGACGCCUAUCCGUUGAAACUAUAAACAGACGCGCGUUUCUAACACCACAGAACACGUCCUGUACUUAAAGACCAUUGGGAUUGGUCGGCGACCAAUUCAGUUACGACGGUUCCAGCCUUAAUUUCGUACUCGUCUUUAAUGUCGUUAUCAUGAUUAAAGAGAUACCUUUUUAUCGGGCCAAGGAGAUAAUCAUUAGGAUGACGGUAACGAUGACGACGAUGUAGACGUAAACGACGACGAUGAUGAUAACGAGGACGAGAAUCAUGACCAAAGUGAGGAGAGCGUGUGAAAGAGCACAGAAAAUAAUCCAAUCUUCCGUAGAGUGCCCGGGUCACGUGAUUUCUUAAAUUCACGGUAAAAACACCCGACGGGAAAGCAGAGGGCAGCACUCGAAAAGUCCGAUAGAAGAAUUAAUAAGGUACUCCGAUCGUGAAAAUCAUAUAGGAGCAUAAAAAGGGAGAUUAAGAAUGAUCGUGACCCAUAUUUCUUGUAAAUAGCUAUCCCGUUAGUAACCGUAAGACAAUUAGCAACAUAUGUAUAAAGUUUCGUACGUUGUUUAGAUUUUAGUACUAGUUAUCCAAAAUCAGUUACCAAUUAUACGAAAAAAUGCAAAUAAAUCAUAAAAAAAAAA